Messenger RNA from Leishmania major strain Friedlin, 16146 nucleotides. RefSeq lists its product as hypothetical. Lineage: Eukaryota; Euglenozoa; Kinetoplastea; Trypanosomatida; Trypanosomatidae. Gene Ontology annotation, biological process: protein retention in Golgi apparatus; protein targeting to vacuole. The record is from RefSeq and is a predicted model, not a curated record. Bases 1 to 16146 code for a protein of 5381 amino acids. The transcript has a single exon. Gene Ontology annotation, cellular component: extrinsic component of membrane.
AUGGUUUUCGCAGGCUAUGUUGCUUUCAUCUUAUCCACAUAUCUGGGUAAAUUCAUCAAAAGACUCAACAAAGACUCUGUCAAUGUCAGCCUGCUGAGGGGCUCCAUUGAACUCAAGAAGCUUGAGCUAUUGCCUGACUUGCUAUAUUCCUGUGAGCACCUGCAACUGGAAAGCGGUACGAUAGGGAGCCUUAGCUUCAAGAUACCAUGGCAUUCCCUUUACCGUAAAAGAUGUGAAGUGGUUGUGCGAGAUGUUUCCAUUACAGUGGCACCCAAGCACCAGCGCAGUGAUACUGCGACAGCGUUCUUUAGAUCGAAGGAGGAGUUUCUUACCGCCGUGCGAGGAGCUCUCGCGGAUGCAACGAAACACGAAAAAACACAAAAAGACUCUAAGAGCGGCUUCCUUUGUCGACUUCAGCAAACAAUUCUCAAGAAUCUAGCGUUUCGCCUGGAGAACCUCUCUUUUCAAUUAGAGGACAAGACCGGCUGCUGGAAAGGUCAAACCGCCAGGGUUCAGGCGCGAUUUGGUAGGCUGACGUGUGAGGCGACGGACUCAAAUUACAAGCCCACCUUCGUUCAACCUGAGGAUAGCAUUGCGAAUGAAUCACUCUACCGCCUUGUCUCGUACGAAGGUGUCUCGGUGCGCCUGCUGUACUCAUCCAAGGGCGAAGAGCUGCUUCAACGACGAUCAUCGCAAUCGCAGAACUCGGAGAGUGUGGACUCUUUCAUCGACGCUGAGGAAGUUUUGGUGUCCUCGGAAGGUGCUAUGACCAUUUACUUGCAAAAGCAGUCGGCCACCGUGCAAACAGAGCGGCGCGUGUUUGCUGCGCUCAUGACCAGAAAGACAACCCUUCAGUGGAGCGCAUCGUGCACCACGGCAAUCGGCAUUCUCCUGGAAAGCGUGAAGCAGGCCCCGCGUCGCGCCUUCUUUUGGAGCAAUCGACCCGCUAGCCGCAUUCGAGUCGGCGACCCGGCUGGAACGUCAAGGUGGUGGUUCUAUGCGAUUGGCAAAGUGGUCACGUAUCAGAAAGCGAGGCGCGAUCGCCGACGGUUCGACUGGGCAGUAUAUCAGCGGCGGAAGCUCUUCCUUGCCAGCCUUUUCACUUUUUGCCUGCAACUUCUGAAAGCACCUUGGAUUCCCAGCGGUGAAGAACAGAGCUUGAGCGAGGACCAGCUAGUGCGCACCUCUGCGCAAGAUGUCAUGGCGUGCUGGAAUGCGGCAAGAGAGUGCUUUGCACAGUUCCAGCGCACAAAAAGGCCGCCACAGGGUAGCGCGUACGAGCAGUACCUGCAGUAUUUCUACUUAAACGAGCAGAAGUCACGUGAGGAGCCGCUUCUGGAGUCGAGUCCUUUAACAGCGCUGCCAGCUGAGAUCGGACUCACCAUUGAGUGCGCAGAACUCGCAGUUUCUCUUGACCAAAAUCUGAGGGGCGUCACGAAUCAGACGUACAUCGGCAUCACUGCGAGCAGAGACAAGCUAUGCGUACAGCUCUCCGCCGCCACCGCUACCGUUGUCGCCGAGGUAGACGAAGAUAAACCCGUUCUCGCUAUCACUGGCGGCGACACCGCCGGUGUAUGGCUUAUGGCGUCAAAGGUGGGGCACUCCCCAGCCAGUGUUGAGCUCGUCAUCGAAGAGAUGGUAGUGUGCCUCGACCUAUCUUUUCAAGAGCUUCUGGUUACUAAGGUGGCCUCAUAUACUGUCGCCGCAAGGCCAUUCCUGAAUCAGGACUUCUCGGAUGUCUCGACUGCUGCGGUUCUGGUGGGGAACAAGGUGGACCACCUGGAGGUGAGAACGCAGCAGGAGCCGUUCUCAUCAUUUAGCAUCAUUGUGAAGUUCGUCACUGGGAAAGCUGACGGGGUAUGGUUGCACGCGCAGUGCGCUCAGCUAGCUCUCGCGCUGAGCAGGCCACCGGCGGUUGAAAUACAAGAAAUUAGCGCUGUUGUCAAUGAUGCCACUCUUGUGCAGCUGAGCUCGGUUGCCGUGACCCCUGCCGUAGGCAGUGACGGCAUUCACAUUGAAGUAGUGACCGAUAGCGCCAACAUCUCCACCAACGUUGAGGGGUUCGAGUACGUGAAGCUGCUUCUUGGAUUCAUGAGGCAGCAAUGGUCUAGCCGCACGAACAGCUUUGUGUCUGACCUGCAGGCUAGGAGCUCAGGUGACGCGAAACAGGAUGCACUAUCCAAGGAGAAGUCACAGGUAAAUCUGGCACUGCGGUUUGAGUUCAUCGAGUACGGCGCGCUGGCGCUAGAGGCGUUUUCCAUCCGAACUACCUUCGGUGAUGGAUGGCACAUUCACCUCAGCGCUGCCGGCGGGACAACGGAGGGGUGGUGCCACAGCAUUUCACCGCGGCCGCAAGAGCCUUUCAUUGACAUUCAUGUAUGGGCAGGUGCCUUUUUGGUCUACUCGCCGUUUGCUGACAGCAUUGAGGACAACGGCAUCACCUUCACGUGCAAUUUUAACCACGUGACCGUGUGCCUCGGCAACGAUCUUAUAUCUAGUCUGGAGUCUCUUUACGACACCGUGAUGAUGAUUCUUUACGACGAUGAAGACCGCCAUGUGUAUCUGAGUGAGCGCGACAAGUACACAACUCCUCAAAUCAUCGGGCUCUUUACAGGCAGCCAUAUGAUGCUUCUCUUGGAUAGCAAAGGUGGCGACUUGACCUUGCUGCCGGGACACGCUGAUACUGCAGUUGCUGCUGCUGCUGCCACGGCGGCGGCGCGCAGCGCUGACUAUUGCCGCCCCGGAGCGACCCCACUACCAACGCCGCCACCGCUCACCGUGGAGCUUCUUGGCGAAGAAUGCCUGCACGUCUCUCUGCAGCGGUACGGUGACAAACGCAUGGAUGUCCACGUCGUGCUCCAGAGCGGUGUGAAUGCCUACCUCAUCGGUGCACCGGCCCACAUACCUCUUUUCGUGCCGCGAGACAGUAUGCGCGCAGAGGUGGACCUUCAUUUGUGUUCGCCAAGUGCCAUGGACUUGCCCAUUUUCCCGUACGGCCGGCUGAACGUCGUUGUGAAGCUGUCCAACGUGGCGACCGUCAUGCAUAUUCCAACACUAACGGCCGUCUGGACGUACUUCGACACACCGUCGUUGCCACUGUGCCGCCUGCGUAACAUCGGCUUGCGCCUCCACUUUUCCUCUCGCCCCAGCCACCCCGGUGCGACACUCGCGCCGCGGUCGCCUGCCUCCGCCUCCGUCGAGGCGGUUGGCGCGGCCGCCUUCGCCCACAUCUCGCGCCCCUCAGAGGGUGGGGCGAGAAGCGCCUCUGCGCCGGUGUCCACGCUCGCCCAGUGUGACGUGUACUCGAUGCCAGUAUUUCCAUCCGAUAUGCGCCUGAGCGUCGAGAUCGCUGAAUCGGAGCUGUACUAUCCAUGGGGCGAAGGCAGUGUGGCGCCGCUGUACCUGCACGCCGAGUUGCCAAACUGCGAAGUUGUCAUGCUGAGCCGAGACGGAUGUGUUGAGGUGACUGUACGAGGGUUUAUGACAAUGCCCCGCGUCAGACCCGCCCUGCACACCAUCCCACGUGCGAUGAGCGAGACGACAGCACAGUCCGCAGAGGCGAGUACCACGCGCACCGUCGCUGAAAGCAGUGGUGAACAUGGGUCGUAUAAGAAAGCACCGCCAUCAAGAACGUCCGAAGAGCACGCCGCCAUCACCACUGAUGCUGCUGUCGAUGGGGGCAGCACCGCGCGGCCCUGCAGCAGCCGAGGCACCAGCAGUACCGCGCAACAGACGAACCGAAGAGCGCGCACCGCGCAUUCGCCUGCCGCCGCACAAGCUGCCUUUCCGAGCGAAGAGUACUUGGCAGCACCACAACACUGUGCAUCACCGCCGCUGGCCUCGUCCCUCAUCCAAGUGCACGUGGUGUACACAAUAGACAGCCGCCCGCCGUUCUCUCCGGGAAACCCCGACGAGUCUCUGCGAGUCUCCCUGACUGCCACCGCUGUGCCCGGCAUGGGCGCACUGCCGGGACCUUUGCACGCAAGCCUGCGCUCGCCGGCUGAGGUGGCAACGUGGCUGACCUUCUUCACAUUUUUCGAUCUCACCAACACGGUCUCGCUCUCCACGUCGAGCUGCGCGGCCACCGUGUCACCGACGUUUGUGUCAGCGGGGAACAAAAACAGUGGCGGUAGCGGUGGCAGCAUGCCCACAUCUGCGGCGCAGAGCCCGCGCCGCCUCAUCAUGAACGUACACACCUCUCCGAUCGUGUUCCAUCUGCCCUUCGCAGCGGCGGCAGCGGUGCUGUGGGAGGGCCUGGAUUUUGUGGCCUCACCCGGCUACAGCGCGUUGCGUAUACCGAAGCUGGAUGUGUUGGUUCAUGAGCAGCUGUGGUGCACCGCAGCGACAGGGGUAGCGGCGUCGGUGCAGCGGCUGGCGACGUUGCGCGACAACGGCUACGCUGUUCUGUCUCUUCGUAGCAGCAGUAGCGGCAGCAUAGGGGAGGUGGAUAUGGCGCCUGCGAUACUGUUCGAGUCGCACGCUACAGGGCCAACGGCGGCCGAGGUGCACCGGCGAUUGGUGCUGCCCGCUAUCGUAGGGCAUCUUGCCCACGCCACCACUCUUGUGCAGCUACAGCAGUGCUCCACACUUGCAGCCGUGAGCGCAGUUUUUGCGGCUCGAAACGCGCAGACGGCCCUACUGAACGCUGUGAUUGUGCAGGAGAGUCAGCGCAGAAAGCUGCGCUACGCGUGCUGCUGUGCCACAUCCGCCGGCGGUCGUGGGAGCAGCGGUACAGACGCCGACGCGGAGGCGCAGCUGCUGCCCUUACUUUCCCCACCCUUGGCUAUCCACAUCCAUAGCGGCUGCCUCACGUUUGAAUGGAUGAGUGGACUACAACAGGGCCUGCGAGCGGGCGUGACUGUGGCCUUCGCGAAUGCGCGGUGCAACGAUUACGAUGCGCACAACCACCUCUCAGCCGCCCAGCCCACCGACGACAGCUGCGAUACCACCGCACACUGUCCACAGCGCUUUCCUCUAGCGGUGACCAUGCCGCUUAUCAUGGAGGUGGAGGCAGUAGAGGCAUAUGCUUGGUGGACCAACACAGAGAGCACCAGCACGGCCGAAGCCGCUGUCGGCGAAGAGGUCGCAUCGCUCGAGGACCCGCAGUCGACGAGUAAGCAGCACCCCAGCGUGCCAUUGGUAACAGCUUGCAUGCCACUUCUACUUUAUCCUGUUCAGGUACACACGCGCAUCGACACCGCCGCGCAGGCGGCGGACACGGACACAGGGAAAGCCGCACGUGAGAGAGGUACCACCGCGGCUGCAGCCUCGGGCACCUGUUUAUCUGUCCAGCAGGAGGACGCGCGAGUGGCGACAAGCGAAGAAGAGCUGAAGCUCGGCUCUGCUGUGAGCAGCGGCGACGACACCAUCGGUACAGUUGCGCGCCGCUCGCAGUCGCUCUCCAGUGCGACGCUUCACACAAUGCCGUCAACCCCCAGCGACAGAAGCAGUGUCACGGCGGCAGCGGUACCCACAGCUAUCAUGUACCCCAUGCGUCCCGCGGAGGCACUGCGGACGUCUGUCUUCCUAGUGACUCCGAUUCACGUCGUACUCAACAACUCUGCAUACGUUGUGCUGAGCGAGAUGCUGCUGCAUAAAGUUCAGGGGACGAGUGCAGCGACAGCAGCGGGUGCUCAGGGUGCGGCGGCGGAAGCAACACCGCCUGUCUCGCAGGGCGUCGCGAUCGUCAGUCAGUACUACCUCAAGCACUGUGUCGUGGAGCUUCCGACGGCAGCGCGAGGCAGUGCCGCAAUAUCCAGUGACUCAGCCUCCUCACCUUUCCCAACGCUUGCCUGCAGCAGAAGUGGGCCGAGCAGCUACACUAGGAGCGUUAGAAACAGUUUUGGCGGCAGUUCCGGCGGGCAUGCGUCUUCGUUGCUGGUCAGAGCGCAGGCGGCGCGCGCGAAGACGAUCUAUGUGUUCCGUUACGACAGCGCACCGAAACAGCGUGUGUGGGUGGAGAGCCAAUCUCAACCAUCAUGGCAACCCGACCAACAGCAGCCAAAUGGCGACAACUCGGUCGAAAAAGGGGGAGAGCGUGGCCUGGAGCCGUCCCUUAACGGCGCGGCCGAGAUCGCUGAAGUGGAAAAGCGUGGCGUGCCGAUGAGUCACAUCCCCCUCAGCUCGCCGUACGCGAUGGACGGGAUGCGGAUGCUGGAAGCGCCGGCAGCGCACGAUGGUCCCGCCAACCUACGAGGUGGAAGGGUUCAUGCAGGUCAUUCGAGGUUGUCAUCGCCGUCGAUGGUGCAAGAGGAAAAGCGCCGAGAGCCUCAUCGGCGCCCUCGCCCGUCUACGCAGGUCACAAGGGUCGUUUCAACGUUGGGGCCACAGGAUGCCACGCAGCCUCGUUUGCCGAUGCGCAUGACUGUUGCGGAGGUAUGUCUUAGGCUUGUCUACUACCGCGAUGUCGAAACAGUCGCCGCCGCAGUCUCCGAGGAGCGCCGUUUCUGGCAGCGAUACGCGGCGGUCCAUGCCUCAGCGCGACGCGCAGCAGCGGCAAGUCCUGCGCCAGCUACUACGACCGAAGCGCCGUGUCUCAUGACGUUCCUCGCCGCCAGCGUUGCACCUCUGCGAUCACUCCACCCAGCCAGCACGAACAGCAGCACCGCACGAAGCCGCAUAAGCAGAAAUGCCAGCCCACUGAAGCGCAGUCGUACUCCUCUGCGCUGGGGCCAAGCGCCAGCGUCACCGGCAUCUGCUCAUCAGCUGCUGCUUGCUCCCACCGCCAUGCUCGAGGAGGCGUGUGUGGAUGCUUUGUGUGUACGGCUAAGUGGCAUCAUCGUGUCCCGUUUCACCGACGCGAGAUCUGUCCAGCUUGAGUCGUGCGUGUGCACCUCAGUGAAGAGUCCCAGUCGGCCGCUCCUCUCCACGACUCAGGUGGAGCUGUACGUACCGUCCUCCGCUGUCGCAUACCCGUCGGCAGGGGAAGCUGCGACGACGGUGACACGAGACCUUCAAGGAGCUACGUGGGUGACGGAGGUCCUGCGAGACAUGGAGACUGCGCCCGAGGCAGAGAGUGUCGGUGCAUCUCCAACGAUGUCGCCAAAAGACACGAACGCCAUCGCUGCACCAUCGGCGCCGGUGUUGCCGCAGCCGAAGCCUUCUGACCCGACAAGACAGGCAAUAAGGAGUCACUCGGCCGACUCGCCAUCAUCGGCAGCAGCCCCUACUGCAGCCUCGACAAGCGUCAAUGGCUGGAACUGCAACGGCGAUGGGGCCCAUAGGCAGGCAAUUGUGAUGCAAACCGAUGUGGGGUGCCGCCUAGAGACGUUGACUAUCGACCUCAGCGCAGCCGCGUUGCGUGCUUGGUUAAGCUGCCUCGUAGAGCAGCCGGUCGCUGCGCUGCGGGCCGCUACAGAAGAGGAGAAGCGCGCGGAGCCUGUAGCCGACAGGUCCCAGCGCGCCGUCGUCGUGGCCACGACGACGACACCAAUUCUGUCGCCCGUGCAGUGGAAGCCUGGUCAAGGUCUGCGCGUGCACGAGAUUCGCGAGGCCUUCUGGAACCUCGAGCACGACAUCACCCUCUCCCGCGAUGGCCUCGUUCUUGUAUUCUCCAGUCAAGAAACAAAUCUACUGACGGUGUACCUCAACGGUCACGACAUCACGCUUGACCCCUCGCUGCUGCACCGCCCGGCAGGGCUGCAGCGGGUGGUGAUGAUCGUGCAGGGCGGACUCACCGUUCGCUUUGUUGGCAGCGGCCGUGUGCGGCUCCCGCUUGCGCUGUGGAGCUCAUCCCUGGUCGAGACGACGGCGAACGUUGGUCUGGAAACGGCGCUACUGCCCUUCAUGGCGAUUGGCGAGGGGAGCUACCUAGAAUGCGCCCAGGUGCGGCUGGGCUUUACGGAGCCCUCGGCAGAGAGUUCAGCGGGGGGUGGCAACGGUCGUGAACCGACGGCUUCAUCCCAAAGGCCUGUGCCCGACUCGUUAGCCUUCAUCUCGAAAGCCUUGGCAGGGGUCAAAGCCGAGGAGGGAAGCAAGGAUGCAAGCGUGGAUGCGUCGCCACUACCGCCUCCGUCGUCUCAUGCAGGCCCACACCAGUCGCAGCUUGUGCACCGCAAUAUACAUCUUUACGUGCCGCACAUCUCAGUCAUCAUCGAGCCGCGACGAGAGUCCCGGCAGCUGCACAUCCGUACAGCGGUGGAGUCGUGGAUGAGCCUCUGCAACGGGCGACUGCUGCGCGACGACGUGCGAUGCACCGGAUUCAUGGUACUCUCGGAGUCCGUCUACGACGCGGCCACGACGACGGCGCGCACGACGGUGCUGGCACCUGUUAACGUGAGCGUGUGCAGCAGAAACGGGCGUCAUCACGCUGUCUCGCUGGGGCCGGUGCAGGUGGACCUUGGUCGCGCAGACCUACUGAUCAUAUCUACUUACGCUGGAGAGCUGCAGGCUCUUCGGUUGUAUGCCAAGCACCUGACCCACAGCAAGGUAGAACGGGCGUUCCUCGAAGUCGUAGAGGCCACCUUAGCAUGGAAAGCCUCAGCGGCUACCACGAAUAACACCGGUGUGCACGGCGAGGAGGAUGAGCACGACAGUGAGUUGUACGACGACGCUGACUCCAGCGACACGAGCGAAGAGAAGAAGGGGAAUGAAGAGAGGCGUAGCAGUGGUCCUCGUGGAGGUGCUGCGCGCGAACAAAGUGUGGCGGCAGUCCCGCCGUCGAGAACCGACUUCGCUCACGCCAACCAUGCCAGCGACGCCUCCGGGGAGGCCGCAAGUACAGCAGCAGUACGAGAAGGGGCGAUGUCCAUCGACCGGCCGUUGUCAUCGUCGACAGGACCACGCAGAGAGAGCCAUAGACAGCCAUCGCGCCCCGCCACCAUGCAGGGCUCUGCAACACGCAGAACUGGCACGACGAAGACGCUCCUGCGCCAGGCUGUUGCAGGAAGCGAGGUGCAGGAAGAGGUGCGUUCACACGUUUGUGCGGAGGACGACCAGACGUGCUGCGUACCCACUGUCGACGUGCGACGGCAGCAGCAGCAGCAACAGCAGCGUAGGCGCCAGCGGCUUCUUCGGCGGCGGCAGUCCCGUGGGUUCUCCUGGGUGGUAUUUACUUUCUCCGUCGAGGUCAUUUUCAGCGACCACCGCUACCCACUCAUGCAGGUGUGCGUACAGGACGUUAUGGUACGUCGCACAUCCUCCUCGGCCCUCGCCUCCACCUCCCUGGUGCGGUGUCAAAGGGCGAGCGUGCGGGUCCACGGGCGUGGUCGCUGGGACGUGCUACUGAAGCCGAGCGCGGCACUGACGUGGUCGCUCACGCAAACGGUGUCGCGCCACAGCAGUAACCGGCACGUCUCCUUAGUGGUGGAAGGGGUCCAUUGGCGAUGCUCGCACCUUAUCGUGGCAAAGCUGCUCUACAUGAAUCGCCAAUUCAGCACCCUGGUGGCGAGCCUGAGGCGGCGCCUGACCAUGGCGGCCGCUGCAGGGGGAGAGGCAAGCAGUGCGGCAGCACCGGCAUCGGUCGCCGACGUGGCAAUGACGCCUGCUGUGACGAAAUUCAGAGGCGAAGACGACUCAGGAAGGGAUACCAGCAGCAACACCACAGCGGACAGCGCCUCUGUUAGCACAGAUGGUGACGACAGCAGCGACAGCGGGGACAGUAAAAGGAGCAGCAGUAGUAGCCGGCAAAGCAAUGCCAGCACCGAAACCUUCUCGGACGCGAGCUCUCAGCGUCGACGACGGCAGCUUCGACAGGAUGCAGCGGCGAUGGGGGCCGGUGGCCAGAGCGCUGACUCUUCUCUGACAAUGGAGGCGACACCAUCAUCAUCAUCGUUUGCCGCUUCCUCCUCCGUCGCGGUGAACGAAGUCCCUAUCACUGCCGUCACUACCGCCGCCGACCGACUCGCGGCGACGAUGCGGUCGUCUCAGCGUGGCGGCCACAGCAGGCCAUCUAUGACCGCAGGUGCGGGAGCACCCGCGUCGACUGUAGCCGUCUCCCCGGGGAUGGCGACCCACCGCCUACUAAACAGUUUCAGCCACACCCUCUUUGCUGGCAUCUGUGAGUGCGUGGCGGCGACGACGGUGUCGGCGACGGCAACGCCCGACGUGCUGAGUGCAGCAGCCAGAUCGGCAGACUCUUCAUCAUUGCAGCCCACAGCAGAACCAGCAGUGCCGAUGUUGUGGCGCUGCAACGAGCUCUACUGGCUGCCACCAGCCUCCACUACCGACAUCUUCAUCUCGUACCGCCGCGCCCACUCGCUGAUGCUGACCUUCUUCACAGCCGAGUGCGUCGAGUGGGACGGCGUGAACUGUGUCUGGACACUGAAUGCCAAGGGCGAGACAGCGCUGGCAGCAAGGGCAAUCGUUAGCACCGCCAAGCCGUCACCAACGGUGCCUCCUCUGAGGCAGCAACAGCAGCUGGACACCUCCCGCGGCACUGUCUCUGCCGCGACAACGAACUGGUUCGCCUUCACGUCCCUGCAGUACGGCAUGGCGAGGGCUUUGACCAUAUGCACCACCGCAUCUAGAGGUGCGGUGGCCGCACCAGCAUCCACACCCGCCACGGCGACAGGAAUCAGUGAGUAUGGCGGCGGCAAUGGGAGUGGAGGUGGCUGCAAGGUGCUUGCCUACUCGUUAGCGCUGACCUGUGUAGACCCAGAGGAAGAGGCAGACACGUCACGCUACCCCAUCGUGGUCGCCAGCGGAGAAAGCGACGACGAUGGGUUGACGCCUGUCCCGCAUCAGCAGCAGCAACGCCAAAGACAUGCUCGUCGUCGGUCCUUCACCGCGUCCUCGGCCGACGCCUCCGCACCGCUCUCCCGCAGCGCGUCGUCCAUGUGCGUGGGCUCGCUAAAGAAGGGCGGGGCGCUGCUGUGCGGCAGCACCUCAAAGGGCGCCGCUCUUCGAAUGGCACGGGGGAGCAGCAGCAGCAGGGCCGAUGCAAGUGACCUCACUUCCAACAACUUCGUACCUGCUCAGCGUGUAGAGCCGUUGCUGCACCGAUCCCACGGCUGUUACGAUCGCCUGCAGAUGGCACAGUGUGGCGCCGCUUCAACCCACUCCCUCCCGGAUCAGCGACGAAGCAGCGCUACGAUAUCGACGACGACAGACAACCAGAAACCCGCUGCCCAACGGAGAGGACGGCCGCACAGCCGCAGCCCCGGCCGUGUCCCGCCAGCGGUGCACCGGAGGUACCUGCAGCCGCCGUAUCACGUCAAAACAGCAAGCACUCCAGUGCCUUCAUGGCAAGAUACUGAGGGAGGUGGCGGGGACCUUCUCGUCGUGCGCCUGCAAGCACGAAGCUCUCUCUUCAACGAAACCGGCUGCACGCUGCAGCUGCUGUCUUCGCUGCAACUGCUCACGGCGCUCAACUCGGUCGAUGACGCCCCAUCCUUGCCUACGACACUAACGACGGUGCCACCAGGCUGGCAGCUGCCGUUGAAUGAAGAAGACGUGCACAACGAGGUGGUGCUGCGUGUGUGUUGCCCCUCGACCCGGUGGAUGCCGUCGCCGGCAGCACUGAGUGCCACCACGGCCUCCCCUACCCGCGUGACGGUCUCCGGGCACACGGCAGGUGUAGCGGAGACGAUGGACGACGCUACGGCGCACCUGGGCUGGUAUGAGACGCGCACCGUACUGGGGCAACUCCAAAGUGGUCGCUUUCUCUCCUUUAGGCGCGUCGAUGUAGCGGGUGACGCAGUCGGUCCACCCGUAGACGUAGCAGGUGCGGCAACAGCGAACGACUCGGCGAGUUCCUUGCACAGAUGCGCCACUAGUAGCCGCCCUCGUGGCGAUCAUGAUGAGCGGCUGCUCAUACUGUUUGUUAUCCAUACGUAUUCCGCGGACGGGUUGAUGCAGCAUAUCUCCCUAUACCCCCGCCUCACGCUUAUCAACCACCUCGGCCUCACCGCGCGGGUGGUGGUGUUUCAGCAGGACCCGCUUGCCGGCCCACAGACCCCAGAUGAGGCCACGCUGAUCGCAAAAUGGACGGCGCCACGUGUCGGACGUGGGCUUCACGAUCAAGAACGUUUUUACCGCAGCCUUGUCGCACUCGGCAUCCACGAUGCUCUUCCCCAUCAGCAUGCCCUCCCGCUCCACCUCUGCACGUACGGCAGCAAUCUCAUCCUGGGCCUGUCGUUCACCCAGAGCACUGGCGACGCCUUCUUCACGGCGGACCUUCGCCCAGUCGUCACACACCUGCGCGAUGCCGUGGAUCGCCACCCGCGUCUGCUGCAACUGCGUGACAGCCACGGGCGGGCCUUCUACGUGCAAGUGAGCGUGAUGUCCCGCACGGUGGUGCUGUCAGUGGCGUUGUGGGUGUACAACCUGACCGAGUACCCGCUGCUCAUGAGCGACGGCUUUCUGCAGCGCCGCCUCUGCCCGGGGCAGAACAGCACCAGCGGCAUCAUCCCGUCGCAGGGGGAGCCGUUCCUGAUUGGCUGCCAACUCGCUGACUUCACGCAGGGUUUCUUUGCGAUCGGGAUGGACGGCGGCUGGUCCAGUGCCGUGCCCAUCGAUGUCGGCUCCAGUGGCGUGUUCGUCUCCGUCUUGUCGCAGCUCGGUAUCGCACGCAGCUGCAACUACUCGAUUCUCUUUCCGAACGCGCAGGAGGGGCGGCCCAUGGUCAUCCAAAUCACGCCGCGGUGGGUCUUCUACAACAACACGCCCAAACAGCUGCGACUUCAAUUUCAGUUUCCUGGACUGGAAACGGCAAUGCAGCAGGCAGAGAAGCGGCGACGACGGUUGCGGAUGCGGGAGAUGGACGCCACAGCAGCAGAAAACGACAUCGAGGCCGCCGCAGUGCCUGCCGGGGAUGCUGGUGCGGCCCUGCAGGGGGCGCGGCACCGACUUCUCCUGAAGGCGGACGACACCGUCGGCGCCCUCAACUCCAUCGCAGCAGUGCAGCUGAACCCCGGCGACUACCACGUGAGCUGCAUUGGUCCAAUUGAAGGGAACCAAUUCCGAGUGCAAGAGGUGUUGCAAGGGAUACUGCCCACCAUUGCGUCCAUCGACGCCGCAGGGCGUGUCGGACAUCGCGACGUAUCGUCCUACUAUGAGUCGCAGUACACCCCGUACAUGGAUGUCGACCGCCCAGGGGAAGCGACGUUCAACCUGUGGGCAGCGCCUCGCGCGCUGGGGAAGCAGUUGGCCGUAAACUACGGCAGUGACUUGAUCGUGCAGUGGCCGUCGGCGCCGCACCCGACAGAGCUGGAGCCGCAUGACAUGUACUCGGCCGACGCCGUCAUCACGGAACGCAUUGCCGUGGCGGUGCAGAGCGCGGACAAUGUGCUGGCGGUGCUUCUACAGCCGAUUCAGGGAACGAAGAUCCUCUUACAGAACCGCACGCAGUCGCACACCGUCAUGGCGCGACAGCUGGGCAGCAGCCGCCGCAACUGCAUCCCGCCUCGCCAGAAUCGAUUUUUCCUCUGGGAAGACGCGCGUCAGGAGCACACCAUCCGCGUGCACCUUCUUGGCUACAAGGGCCGGUGGUUUGAUGUGGACUUCAGCGCCGGCGAGUGCCAGGUGACGCGCCACGUCGAUACCGAGGCCGCGGCCGCCGCUGAGGCGCUCGACCAUGCACGCCGGCUACACCCGCACCCGACACAGGUGAAGCUGGAGGCGGAGCUGCACGGACGGACGGCAGCAGCAGCGGACUUCUCAUUCCAUGUGCGCGGCUACACAAACACUGAGAAGACGCGCGUCACGAUCCUGGUGACAGAGGCCCCUGUGCCGGUCUACGCUGCCAUCGACUCGUGGCGCACUUCGCAAGCCGUGUCGCUACGGAUGACGAUGGUGCAGCUGAGCUGGACACAAGAGAUGAGCACAUACGUGGCGACCGCGGCAAAGUUCGCGACGCCGUUCGCGAUCGAUGACGGUGAUGAUGGGGUGGUCGACAACGGUGCAUCUGGUGUGGCGAUCACGCCCGCCGAGGACACGGAUCGUGGCGGCGAUACCGCGGCGGCCGCGCUGCCAUCCAGCGUAGAGAAUGCAGCCCUCUUCUCCAUCAUCCUGGAGGGGGUGCAGCUGGAGCGUCUCGCCACGGAGGACAACGAAAACUUCUACCUCGCCGUGCACCAAAUGCAGUGGGUAGAUGAAAAGCAGAAGGCCGUAUUUGUCUACCGGGCGCGCCCUCGCCUCCCGCCGGCCAUGGCCACGCUGCAAGCUGCAGACGCAGCACAAAGCAGCGCAGGUGCAGCGGCGGCGAUGCUGCGAACACCACGGCUCUCCUCCGCCUCCCCAUCUUCUCUAUCCUCGCCCUCACGUGCGAAGCCGAACCCGAGCGACCGCACUGGUAGCCUCACCAGGCGACGGCAGCUACAUCGCGCCGGCUCGCCUGCCGUCGGCACAGCUGCAGCUGGUGCAAAGAGCCGUGACGCCAGUAGUGGCGGAUAUGGUGCGCUAUUGGAGCCCAUCACUGCCACCGCCAACCGCCUGCUCAGCACCGCUCUCGGGCGCAGCGACGCGUUUCUCCUCUGCAUGGAGAAGCAGAACGAUCUGGAGCUCAGCUACAGCCUCAUCAAGUACGCUGAUGGUGUGACGCGCUACACAGAGCUGCGCAACGUCCUGACCCCUCUCGUCGUAGUGCUAACCGACUUUUGGGUGGUGGAUAUGAUCCAGGAGGUGCGUCGGCUGCGAUUGCUGCUUGGUCUUCACAAGCAGUCGGUUGCCUCACAGACCACCACGACGUCGCCGCUGGUGUUGACGGUCUCCUCGCUCCGGCAGCAGCAACGGUCAACGUGGCGUUCCUUCGGAGACGAGGACACAGGCAGCGGUGUGAUGGUUGUGGUGCCUGGCAAACAGGCGUUUUCCGACCCUUGUGCACGCCCCCCCUCAUGGCGGCUGGGGCAACGCAGCGGCAGUGUGAUCGUGGUGGACGGCGACACGGAGGCAGAGGUCCUGCCGUCCGAACAACCGACCCUUGCAGCCCAAAUGGUCCCUCGGCACCGGUCCCCAAGCAAACGCACCAGCAGCGAAGACGCCGUGCGGCAGCGGCGGCCCGGACAACAAACCAACCCGCUGUCGCGAAGGGGCAGUCAAGGCAGAAACCGCGACGGCGACAAGAGCAGCGUGACGGCGACAUCGUCCGUGCACACAAGACGCACUGGCAGUAGUCACACGCACAAUAGUAAGGCGGGCAAGAUGCGCAGCGCCACGAGGCGCUUGGUGACAACUACCCCAGCCUCCCCACGCCGCUACGGCCCGUCAUGUGCCGCGAUCGCGGCCACCGCCGUCACAGUGCCACCGCAGCAGCAGUACCAGCAGGGAGGCGGCAACACUGCAGGCUUUCUUUCGCAGGCCUUCUUCCUUCAACAACUCGUUCAGGAAGUGCGCACACGCCUGGAGCAGCGAGGGACGGAUGUGAUGGCCGGGUCGGUGGCCGCCCUCGCCACCCGAGGAGAAAAGCAGCUGCAGUCUGGUAGUGGAAAACUGUUGCUCCUGCCCGGAGGAAUCGCCGGUGCAGGCCCCGAGGUGCAACACCGACAGCUGCUACGCGGAACCGCCUCGGCUGCUGUGCGCCAUUACCAAAGCGCGAUGCACCGCGGUGUUCCCGGCGAUGGUCUUGUAGGGGCCACGACCGUGGACGCAGACGGGAACCGCGCGGUGGCUGACGUGGGGGGCAGCGGUGCCAGGGCUGCAGGCGAUGGAGGAGUUGGCCGCGUCAGCACAGCCUCGUUCAUGUUCAUCGAGCGACUGGAGGUGCAGCGCGUGACGCUGUACGUCACCUUUGUUCGCCACAGCCCCGACCCACUGCGACCGUUGCUCGGCGCCUAUGCAUGGAUGCUACCCAGUCAGCUAUGUCAGCGUGAAUUCUACCUCCCCGCUUGGACGCUGACGCGGCAGGUGGAAACGCCCGCGUCGCUGCGAGCGCGUCUUGUGCGGUGGGGGAUGCACAGCUUGCGCGAGCAGUGGACCAAGGUGACGAAGCUCGGUACGCUGCUGGACGCGCUGAAGUUUUGGCAGCAUAGGACGCUGCUUCUGCACGGUGCUCCACGGCCCUUGACGCUCUCCCGCGUGCAGAAGCAGCAGCAGCAGCAGCAGAAGAGGGGUGGCGGCGGUGGGCAGCCACUCGCUACCUUCGCCCCAUGCGUAUCAUCGGGUGAAGAAGAGCACGAUGAGAACACGGACGAUGACGGCGGCAACGCGGAUCCACAACGGGGCGGUGCGCAAGUGAAGAGCACCGUCGCUCCCAUGGAGCAGCGGCUAUGA